AAAAUUCCAUUCCUUACACUCGUUUGAUAAUAUUGAUUUCAACAUUAAGGUGCUUUGUCAGUUCAAACUAUUAAGAGUAGUAGACAUGAAACUUGGAUUCUGGAACUUUGAAGGUGAGAUGCUAUAUAUGGCAAAUCUUGUUCACUUGAGAUACUUAGCUUUGUCCCUAAGUGAAAAUGUAGGCUCUCUUAAACUAAAGCUCUUUCAGCAUUGGAAUAUGCAAAGUUUUAUUGUUCGUGGAUGUAGUGUUAUAUUGGGUUCACGUGAGGCAUCUCGAAUUUGGAAAAUGCCAUUGUUAAGGAAUUUUUAUGUGGACAUAAUUCCUUUUACAUUAGAGGCUUCCAAGGUUGUUCAUAGAAACAUAGAGACUAUAUCUUGGUUGCGUCCAAAGUGUUGUACAGAGGAUCUUUUUACAAGGAUUCCAAAUUUAAAAAAAUUGGGAAUUAAAGGUUCAGAGGAUUUUGAAAAUGAAAAUUCAGAUGGUUUCUAUAAUUUUGUGCACUUGGGGCAGCUUGAGAAACUAAGCAUCGAAUGUUGGGAUCUCCAACUUCCGUAUAGCGACAUCCCUUGGGCAACUAGUUUUCUACCAAAUCUUAAGGAGCUCAAAUUCGUCUGUACUUGGUUACCAUGGAGUGAUAUAAGGUUCAUUGGUAUGUUGCCGAAUCUAAAAGUUCUAAAAUUGAUAUAUGCUUGUGAAGGCAAAGAGUGGGAGCCAUAUGAGGGAGGGUUCCGUCAAUUGAAAAUGUUGGUAAUUGAAAGCUCAUGUCUCGAAGAUUGGAAUGCUGUGGGUGAUCAUUUCCCUGUGCUUGAACAUUUAGAGUUAAGUUGUUGCUGUUUGUUGCGAGAGAUCCCUAUUGCGUUUGCUGAUAUCACCACACUUGCAUUGAUUGAUCUAUAUAAAUGUCGGCAUUCUGUUUUGGCUUCCGCAAAUCGUAUUCAAGAUGAGCAGCAGCGGAGCUAUGGAAUUGAUGCUCUCCUUGUUCAUUCUAAAAAUAUUCAGGAUGGACCGCCAGAGUAAAUUAAACAUCUCAAAUUAAAGGAAGGAUGUGACGAGGAUAAAUGAGGAGGUGCUUCUAUAGCUGAAUCCCAGAUCUCCAAAGAUCAAGUUUAGAGGCACAAAUGUGAGGUGUUGGCUGUUUCGGUGAUCUGAAAUGUUUUGUUUUUCUGGGUUGAAGUUGCUGAUUGGAGCUUUGGCUUGGAAUAUAAUGAAUCUGCUAGUGGUUUUGUACUUGCUGUGGGAUUA
Molecule: messenger RNA, 1243 nt
Organism: Ipomoea nil (Japanese morning glory)
Lineage: Eukaryota; Viridiplantae; Streptophyta; Magnoliopsida; Solanales; Convolvulaceae
Product: putative late blight resistance protein homolog R1B-13
Exons: 3
Coding region: 86-1018 (310 amino acids)
Biological process (GO): protein folding
Molecular function (GO): alpha-tubulin binding
Source: RefSeq, a predicted model, not a curated record